Molecule: messenger RNA, 1908 nt
Organism: Syngnathoides biaculeatus (alligator pipefish)
Lineage: Eukaryota; Metazoa; Chordata; Actinopteri; Syngnathiformes; Syngnathidae
Gene: aldh9a1b
Product: aldehyde dehydrogenase 9 family, member A1b
Exons: 13
Coding region: 179-1726 (515 amino acids)
Molecular function (GO): 4-trimethylammoniobutyraldehyde dehydrogenase (NAD+) activity; aminobutyraldehyde dehydrogenase (NAD+) activity
Source: RefSeq, a predicted model, not a curated record
AUCGUAUGAGCCGUGCAGUGACGUCAUUGGUAUGUUGUCCCGCCUCCAAAUUCAAGCUGCAGAACAGUCAAACAUAAAUGUAAUCAAACUAACAAGCUUGCGCCGUUUUUAAACCUCUCGUCAGCCAAUUCGCAUGUUAUCGGUGCAACUAAAAUCAUCGGAACCAACUCCGUGAAAUAUGCUCCGGAGGCUCACCGCGCUCCUGCGGGCGGCUCCGACGUCAGCUGCGGCGUUACGGAGCCUCACUUCGGGCUACGCCAACGUCACGGCCCCGCUGAACUUCUGGGCUGGAAAAAGAAGGGCGAGCAAAGAAAGAAACGAUGGGGAGAAAGUCUACGAGCCUGCAACAGGGCGCGUCCUGUGCACAUUGGAUCCAUGCGGUCCGUCUGACGUUGAGCAGGCCCUGAAGGCAGCCAAGUCAGCUUUUGGUCCCUGGAGUAAAAUGUCGGGGAUGGAGAGAGCGAGGGUGAUGAUAGAAGCUGCGCUCAUCAUUCAGAAAAGGAGAGAAGAAAUUGCUGAAAUGGAAGUAGUCAACAACGGCAAGUCCAUCACGGAGGCCCGCCUGGAUGUGGACUCUGCCCGACUGUGUGUAGAAUACUUUGCAGGACUGUCCAGCACUCUUUCGGGCCAGCACGUGCAGUUGCCAGGUGGAUCUUUUGCGUACACACGCAGGGAGCCUCUGGGCAUUUGCGUCGGCAUCGGCGCUUGGAAUUACCCUUUCCAGAUCGCCGCCUGGAAAUCGGCCCCAGCGCUGGCGUGUGGCAACACCAUGGUCUUCAAGCCGUCCCCGGUGACGCCCGUGACGGCGGUCAUGCUGGCCGAGAUCUAUGCCGAAGCCGGAGCCCCGGAGGGGCUCUUCAAUGUGGUGCAGGGGGGGCAGGAGACUGGUAGCUUGCUAUGCCACCACCCUGACGUGGCAAAGGUGUCAUUCACCGGGAGUGUGUCAACCGGACAGAAGAUUAUGGAGAUGGCAUCCAAAGGGGUUAAACCAGUGACGUUGGAGCUGGGCGGGAAGUCCCCCCUGCUCAUCUUCGAGGACAGCGACCUGGACAACGCGGUCCGAGGUGCUCUCAUGGCAAACUUCCUGUCUCAAGGCCAGGUUUGUAGCAACGGGACAAGAGUUUUCGUCCACAGUCGUAUUCUGCACGAAUUUGUGGAUAAAGUGGUCGAAAGGACCCGGGCCAUUGAGAUCGGGGACCCGCUGCUGGAGAGCACCAGAAUGGGAGCGCUGGUCAGCAGGCCACAUCUCGACAAGGUCCUCGCCUUUGUGGAUCAGGCGAAGGAGGAGGGGGCCACUGUCUUGUGUGGCGGUGAACCUUUCGUCCCUUCAGACCCUAAACUAAGACGUGGAUACUACAUGACACCAUGCGUCCUGGCUAAUUGCAGAGACGACAUGACCUGCGUGAGGGAGGAGAUCUUCGGUCCCGUCAUGUCCGUGUUGUCUUUCGACACGGAAGAGGAGGUGCUGCAGCGAGCCAAUGACACCGCUAUGGGGUUAGCGGCAGGACUUUUCACCAGAGACGUUAAACGCGCCCACCGUGUGACUGAACACCUCAAAGCUGGUUCCUGUUUCAUCAACAACUACAAUAUCACUCCUGUGGAGCUUCCCUUUGGAGGCUUCAAAAUGUCAGGCAUCGGUCGCGAGAACGGCCAGGUGACGAUUGAACACUACUCGCAGCUGAAGACCGUCUACGUGGAGAUGGGGGACGUCGACAGCCUCUUCUAGGAAUCGCCGACCUACGGGAAUGUGGACGCACUGGAACACGGACGAUCAUCUGCUCGGUCUCCUUCUGACGGUCUCCGUCCUGAAGCUUCUCCAAGCGACUUUGGUCGGCGGACACUCGCACUUGAAAGGUGUGGAAGGUCGUCUGGACGUCGCCCACCGUUAAGUGCAUGGCCGUGCCUUCA